Messenger RNA from Spodoptera exigua (beet armyworm), 3092 nucleotides. Lineage: Eukaryota; Metazoa; Arthropoda; Insecta; Lepidoptera; Noctuidae. The record is from the annotation of a GenBank genome assembly.
AUCAACGGCCGCGCGCACGCGCACCUCGCUCUCGCGCGCUCGCUAGCGCCGCUGUCCGCGGUGAUGCUGUGCCACGCUCUGACUGCGCCCCACACGCUCUGAGAGCUGUGAUUGUGCGCCCUGCACCUGCCCCCGGACUGACUCCACUAUGGCCACCACAAAGAACGAGUAUCACUUUGGAAGGGGCGGGCUCGGGGUGUGUGCGCGUGGCGGGGAUGAUGCGCGCGCGCAGCGGCGGGCGGCGGCCGGCGGCGGCAGUCAGCGCAGCGCCGGCGACGCGAGCACUCGUCCCGCGCCAUCUCCGGACACAGCGCACAGCAUGCUGCACGAGUCGUGGCCCGCCGCCUGGCACAAGGCGGACUCCUUCGAGCUGGACGCGCUCUUCGCCGAAGUAAACAACAACUGCUCCAAAGAAGGCGAGGCGGAGUGCGGCGCGGAGGGCAGCGGCGGCGACGCGGAGAGCCCGCCCCCCCUGCCGCCGUUCGGCUACGCCCACCCCGGCGCGCUGUCGCCGUCCCACUCGCGCAGCUACCAGGAGCUGCGGCCGGCCGCGGCACACGCGCGCGACAUGCAGGCCUACGCGCACCUCGAGGAGGUGUUCAAGCCGGGCAGCGCCGCGCCCGCCGCGCCCGCGGGCUCCACGGACGGCGUCUACCUGCGCCGCAGCAGCCCCGACCUCAGCCCCUCGCCCGAGCGCCGCGACGACUUCCGCGCGCACUACGAGCCCUACACGCCCGCGCCCGCGCCGCCGGCCUACGCGCACGACCACCACCAUCACGUCGACGGUGGUGGAGGAGGCAGUGGUGGGGGAGGCGUCUACUCGCGCUGCGCGUACGCAGCUGGUUCGCCUUACUUCGGGAACGGUGGCGACAUCAGUACGCAACCGCAGAUCUGGACAUCUAGUGCAGGCGGAUCCCCCAGCUACGGAGGCGGCGGCGGCGUGGUGCUGGGCGAAGAGUACACGGAGGGCGGCGGCGCGGAGGGCGCGGGAGGCGGCUCGCUCCCAGCCUUCAGCGCGCGCUUCGGAGGCGCCUUCGCGUGCGCCACGUCGCGCCCCAACGCCGUGUACGGCUCCAGCACGCUGACCGCGCCGCCAUACUCGCACCAGGAGGUCUGGAGCUUGGAGAGCAGUCGACGACCGCAAAUGUCUGCAGCUGCCAGUCUGUCUGCCAUGGCCACGGAGGGGGCCCCGCCGGGCGCGGAUUUCUACAAGGGCUUCCUGUUUAACGGCAUGGCGACGUCGCACGCGCACGCGCUGCCCGCGCCCGCGCCGCUCGCGCACCCCGCGCACCAGCCCUCCACCCCCUCUGACUACAAACAGAAGAAAGGGAUGGGCACGAAGCGGCCGGGCAUGUCGUGCACCAACUGCCAGACCACGACGACGUCGCUGUGGCGCCGCAACUCGCUGGGCGAGACUGUCUGCAACGCCUGCGGGCUCUACUACAAGCUGCACAACAUCAACCGACCGCUCGCCAUGAAGAAGGACUCCAUACAGACGCGUAAGAGGAAACCAAAAAACAGUAUAAAAGCAGAACGCAGCAUAAAGGCGGCAGUGCAGCGCACCGUCACCUCCGGAGUGAAGAUAGAGAACCUGCUAGAGGGCGGGUCGCACGGGGGCGGCGGGGCGCGGUCCCCGCUGGCGCUGAACUACUUCGUGCAGCAGGCGCUGAAGGCGGAGGAGCCGCCGCCCGCGCACGCGCAGCACGCGCACGCACACACACACACGCACGCGCACACACACGCGCACGCCGCGCUCUACGACGAAGAGUACCGGCGCGCGGCCGACGAGCGCCUGGAGCGGCCCACCGUCGUCUCCAUGGGCAGCUGAGCGGAGAAUCUCACUAGGUUACGUACUACGUUACUGCUGCACGGCGCACUGAGUGCCCGUGUCUCCCACUGUUACCAAAUAAUAAUGAUGUAAUAAUAAGCGAUGAGACUGUAUCUGCCGGCUCCUUCCCGGCGCCUCUAGCGCUGCAUUCCUAGCUAGAUAUAGAUAGCUUCUUAUUUACAUAUAUUAUAUUAUAUAGUGUUCUGAAGAGGCUGUAUUGAAUGUUUCGUAAAUAAAUUUUAUUUUAUGUUAAUCUCUAUAGGAUUUAUAUUUUUAUAGAUAUUUAGCAGAGGUGUCCACUGACACGGCGGUUUGUUUGAGUCGACGUCUCGACAUAAAUCGACUCGAGUAUUGCAUAAUACGAGUCGUGUCAGAGCGACACCCCAGCCGACAUUAGUGUCGCUUGGUAUGUAGUCGUUAACUCCAUGACUUCGACAAGCAUUCCAUGAAUGAUCUGACAAACACAGGUCACGCCACGCCCACGCAGCGUUCACGGCCGGACCCGCCGCAUUAUACGCUCCUCCUCCUAUGACCUCGCGUACCUCACAAUGCUGCCAGCGACUUCGUUUGCACAACUUUCAUUCCUAUUCCAGUUUCAAAAAAAAGAACUUUUCUACAAAUCCGUCCAUUGGUUUCGGAACCAUCCAAAUCCAUAUGCAACAACUUUUUAUUUUUUUAUAACGUUAUGCUGCUUUUGAGUAUGAGCCCCUGGAGUGACUUGGUACUAGUCGAGUUAUUUCGCCAGAUAGUGAGUGAGCCGUUAAACAUAUAGUGAAAUAUAUUUUCUUGCGUGUUGGAUGUUGUAUGCGUGGAGUGGCUUGGCCUGUGCCUGGUACUGAGUAAGUGCCCACUGGGCCGCGGUCGCCCCCGGCCUGUAGUAACGCAAAGAUCUGAAGUACCUCUCUACCGCAUUAAUCCGAAUUAUAAUAUAAUAAUAGUGUUAACAAUAAAUUAGUUAUUUGUAAUUAUGUUUUUAUAUUGUGUCGACAAUCGUUGCAUGUUCAUAGAAAAUAAUAUAUAACAAUAAUGUUGAAGUAGCUAUACGAGGAGUGGCUGUCCGUCGGUGUGUGUAGAGCUGGCACGUUGUUGCCGAAUGUUAUUGUUUCAAUACAUUAAUGUAAGUGUAAUGAUGUGAUGUUUUAGAUAUUUAUGCGUUGACGGAGAGUCCUAGUUAAGAAUCAUGUAUCUGUGUAAAUAUUAUGUAAGUGACAACAAGUACACCUUCAAUUAAAGGUCAAUGGAAACUGACGACUUCUUUUAUUGC